Colletotrichum navitas is the source of this 830-nucleotide messenger RNA. RefSeq lists its product as uncharacterized. The record is from RefSeq and is a predicted model, not a curated record. Gene Ontology annotation, cellular component: fungal-type cell wall. Lineage: Eukaryota; Fungi; Ascomycota; Sordariomycetes; Glomerellales; Glomerellaceae. Gene Ontology annotation, molecular function: structural constituent of cell wall. Bases 157 to 738 code for a protein of 193 amino acids. Gene Ontology annotation, biological process: fungal-type cell wall organization. The transcript has 4 exons.
GAGCGGUGCCUGGCCUGGAUGGUUCCUGUUCUCCCCAAAGUCAUCGACAAGCAGUCGCCUCAACCUACCUCUACCUCAUUCCACUUAGUUGCUUUAUAGCGUGCCUUUGGCAAACGACUCUCGCUUAUAUCAGAGAACACUUGAUCCCACUCCGCAAUGAAGGUUUCGCAGUUAUUGUCCGCAGCCGGACUCGUGGCCUCCACACAGGCUUGGGGGACCGAUGUCCACACCUUCUACACCACAGUCGUGACCACCGCCUACGAGACGUACUGUCCUUCGCCCACAACUUUCGUCCACCAAAACGUCACUUAUACCGCCACCACGGCCACCACUCUUACCAUCACGAACUGCCCCUGCACCAUCACUACCGACAAGCCGCCCCAGCACAUCCCGACUGUGACGGUCCACCCGAUGCCGUCGUGGAACAACACCUCCGUGCGUCCGCCGUCGGGAUGGAACACCACCACCACGACCCCGCCGCCCAAGCCUACCUACUACCACAACACCUCCGCCGUGGUCGAGCACACCCCUAAGCCAACCAAGCCGAGCCACCGCCCCGACCUCACCUCGACCAUCGUGGUUAUCGUGCCCACCACCCCCGCCACUGACCUCCCAACCAACACCCCUGUCGGACCGUCCACCUCGAGACCCGUCACCGUCCCAGGGAGCGGUGCUGGGUCGCUCACCGCGAAUACCGGCGCCCUUAUCCUGGCCGGAACCUUUGCGCUGCUCUUCUAAUUCUAAUUUCUAAUCUGGAGUCCUUGGGCGUCUUUCUGUUAAGCCUGGCAAGAAUUACUAUCAAGGGACGCGAUAUUGUAGCGGAUCACUUU